AUGACGUCAUCUUUAAGCUCACAAAGUGUGGCUGACAGGUAAAAAUAAGCCACACAGACAACACGUGUUAUAGGUGAAUUUAAUGCUGUUGGGACAAUCGUUUCUUCGCCUAUUUGAUCACAUAAGAUGUCUUCACUCCUCAAGGUGGACAAUGACAUUAAAACCAAGGUUGAUGCUUUCAGGGAACGUAUCACUUCAGAAGCAGAGGAUCUAGUUGCAAAUUUUUUCCCAAAGAAGUUGCUGGAACUUGAUCACUUCUUAAAGGAUCCAAUCAUAAACAUCGCUGACCUUAAGGAGAUCCACUCGGAGAUAAACCUGACGGUGCCAGACCCCAUUUUGCUCUCAAACCUGCAUGACGGACUAGAAGCGCAAAAUGCCAAAAAGAGGAAGCUGGAGGACGGAGCUGGGGAGGACAAAGUGACUGGCACCAAGGUCUUUGUCAUGCCUGGUGGGAUGAUGAAGAGCAACGGAAGUCUUGUUGAUCUUAUUGAAAAGGUCAAACCAGAGAUCAGGACACUCAUAGAGAAAUGUAACACAGUCAAAAUGUGGGUUCAGCUGCUCAUCCCCAGGAUAGAGGAUGGCAACAACUUCGGGGUGUCAAUCCAGGAGGAAACAGUAGCUGAACUCAGAACAGUUGAAGGAGAGGCAGCAUCUUACCUCGACCAGAUAUCAAGAUACUACAUUACAAGGGCAAAGCUAGUUUCUAAAAUAGCAAAAUAUCCACAUGUGGAGGACUAUCGGCGUACAGUAACCGAGAUUGAUGAGAAGGAAUACAUCAGUCUGAAGAUCAUAGUUUCUGAGCUCAGAAAUCAAUACGUAACGUUACACGACAUGAUUCUGAAGAACAUUGAGAAGAUCAAGAGGCCUCGAAGCAGUAAUACCGAAGCGUUGUACUGAUGUUCAUCCAGCCAUUUCAGCCUCCACCUCCCGUCUCCCCGCCAUGCUUGUUGAGCCACGGUAGCCCGGUCCAGUCCCUCCGGAUUCCAACUAGACAUUCAUCUACUUCAGUACAAUCAACACAAUCCAGUACAGAAACAUCGCUUCCAUAGAUGGACACAACACACACAUGUUUUUUGUUUUAAAUGUAAAAUAUUUUUCUUGUUUUAAACCCUUCGAAGGUAAAUGGGGAGAUAGAUCAUAGACAACAAAAAAAGCGCUAUGUAUUUUUUAAUUUUAAUUAAACAUUUCGUCCUCAGAUCUUUUGUGAAAUUGCUUCAUUUAUAGCUCUUAAGAAGAAUUCAGAGCAAAGUGGUUUGUUUCAUACCCACUGCUUCACUGAAUGUUUUCGUUUUAUUUAAGUCUUCAUCCGGAGGAAGGUCGUUUAGAGGACACGCAACAUGUUUGUUUUUUUUUCCGUGAAUGUUAUACAUUAUACACAAUAUAGUCGUAGGUUUUAGGUCUAUAGGCUUAUUAGUUUUCAGUGAAAAUUCAUAAGUCACCAAAGCAUCUGUUAUGUUGAGGCAUUGAUUCUAUUGAAUAAAACAUUUUUUGAUAAGAGAA
This is a messenger RNA of Sebastes umbrosus (honeycomb rockfish), 1500 nucleotides long. It is a transcript of the gene psme3, whose product is annotated as proteasome activator subunit 3. The transcript is spliced from 10 exons. Gene Ontology annotation, cellular component: proteasome activator complex; cytoplasm; nucleoplasm. Gene Ontology annotation, biological process: positive regulation of endopeptidase activity; regulation of proteasomal protein catabolic process; regulation of G1/S transition of mitotic cell cycle. NCBI's taxonomy places the organism in Eukaryota, Metazoa, Chordata, Actinopteri, Perciformes, Sebastidae. The record is from RefSeq and is a predicted model, not a curated record. Gene Ontology annotation, molecular function: endopeptidase activator activity. Bases 127 to 897 code for a protein of 256 amino acids.